CGAGCCAUGAUUUUCAGGCCUGACUGAAGCCCCAACUGUGACGCUCGGAGAACUCAAGACAUCGCAACCGCCCCGAACCAGCCAUAACCACAAUAAUACGCCGUUGACCACACACCCGGCCGAUCGCGAAAAUGGGCAUCUGGGACGUAUUUACCGAUAUCGCCGACGCGGUCAAGCCGUGGAGCGAGGUCGAGGCAGAGGCGCCCGCCGCCGCCGAGGAGAAGCCCGAGGAGACCACCAGCUCCAAGGACGAGCCCGCCGAGGAGGAAGACGAGGAAGAGGAGGAAGAAGAGGAAGAGGAGGAGGUCCUUGACCCCAAGGAGCGUCUUGAGGAGGAGUGCAAGAACUCCAAGCAGUGCUCUCCUGCCAAGCACCACUUUGACGAGUGCGUCGAGAGGGUCACCAACAGCUCUAGCAGCGACUCCGAGGAGAAGGAAGACUGCGUCGAGGAGUUCUUCCACCUUGCCCACUGCGCCACUCAGUGCGCUGCGCCGAAGCUGUGGUCUGUCCUCAAAUAAACCGAUAUAGCGACUGCCGCUACAUGUCUGCGUGUUGGAGAGGGGUUGCGGGUGAGGAACCAAACGGUUGCCUCCCGCCCGGACACACAAAGGCUGUACAAGACGAAAACGAAACAGGACCGGAGGACCAAGUAACGCCUAUACGACGACAUGGGGUUUCCGACAGCUCUUUGGCCAACUCUGCCUCGGCCGGUUGAGAGGGGCUGGAGGGCGGCGUGUUCAUUCUUAUUCUCUUGUGUACCAUAGAGCAGCCAACUGCAUCAUCUCAAAAAUAUUAGACUUGGAAUGGCGCUCAGAUCCCAGCUCGAUAUGAAAGA
Messenger RNA from Gaeumannomyces tritici R3-111a-1, 835 nucleotides. RefSeq lists its product as hypothetical. Gene Ontology annotation, biological process: mitochondrial electron transport, ubiquinol to cytochrome c. The coding region runs from base 132 to 518 and encodes 128 amino acids. The transcript has 4 exons. NCBI's taxonomy places the organism in Eukaryota, Fungi, Ascomycota, Sordariomycetes, Magnaporthales, Magnaporthaceae. The record is from RefSeq and is a predicted model, not a curated record.